AUGCCGUCAAUACGAAUCCCCGCGUUCCGCGGCGUCGCGUCGUGGCCAGCAGCCGUCCCCCUCGCCGUGCUUCCGCGUCGCCGUGCCCGUGACGCGCGGCGAAUGUCAGCCGUGCUGCUCCUCGCCGCGCUUCUCGCGCUUCAACCCGGAGCGCAACCGCAGCGCACCGCCGGCGGCGGCGGCGGCGGCGGCGGGGGCGGAUGCGGGGUGCUAAUCGCAAGAGCGGCGGAUUCGGCGUGGAUACACGAAGCCGACGCCAAGUCGCUGGCAGAGAUAAUGGGCGCGUGGGGCAAGCAGUUCGCGGGGUGGCAGAAGAACGCUGUGUGUGCGACCGCGUGGGGCCUGACCUGCAAGGACGUGUCGGGGCGAGUCGCUUCCAUGGCGCUUCCAUCGCAGCAGUUGAGUGGAGGCAUCCCAUCUGCCAUCAGCCGCUUGACCUACCUCACACGCCUGGACUUGAGCUCCAACCAGCUCUCAGGCUCCCUCCCUGACUUCUUUGGCGCGCUGCUCAACCUUCAAUACCUGGACUUGAGUGGCAACGCGUUUGAGGGAGCCAUUCCCAGCAGCUUCAGCAACCUCGUGAACCUCCGAUCGUUCUCGUUGCACCACAAUCAACUCUCCGGCCCCAUCCCACCUUUCAUCGACCAAGCCAAGCUCCUCUCCCUCCUGGAUCUAAGCAGCAAUCGCCUCUCAGGGCUCAUCCCGCCUCAACUCGCCUCCCUCACCAACCUCACCACCUUAAGUCUGGGUGGCAACGAGGGACUGGUUGGCAGCAUUCCAGAGGCAACAGGCAACCUCACGUCCCUGGAGUCCCUCAAGCUCGGGUCCACUCAGCUCAACGGCUCUCUGCCAGUCAGCCUGAGCCGCCUGAGUCAACUCACCAUGCUUGACAUCAGCAACACGGCAAUCAGCGGCACAGUUCCUGCUUUUCUCGGAAGCCUGUCUGACUUCCUCACAUUCAUGAAAAGCAGCAGCAUGACAUGCAACAACACUACCGACAGCAGCAGCAGUGUGUGCGCCCUGGUCAACCCCUCAACAGUCUCCCGCAACUCAGCCUUCUGCCGGGAGUGCUCAGACCUCUGCUCCACCUGCCUCCCAGCCGCUCCUUCGCCCACCGACCCCUCACAACUCUCAGGUUCCUCCUCUGCGUCUACCGGACUCAUUGUUGGGGUGGCGGUGGCAGUGGCUGCUGCUGCUGCUGCUGCUGUGGGCGGUGCUGUGGUGGUGGAGGAGACGGGAGCACGGGGAGAAGAAAGGUGA
Messenger RNA from Closterium sp. Yama58-4, 1260 nucleotides. The record is from the annotation of a GenBank genome assembly. NCBI's taxonomy places the organism in Eukaryota, Viridiplantae, Streptophyta, Zygnematophyceae, Desmidiales, Closteriaceae.